Planococcus citri (citrus mealybug) is the source of this 2053-nucleotide messenger RNA. RefSeq names its product proclotting enzyme-like. The record is from RefSeq and is a predicted model, not a curated record. Lineage: Eukaryota; Metazoa; Arthropoda; Insecta; Hemiptera; Pseudococcidae. The coding region runs from base 393 to 1976 and encodes 527 amino acids. Gene Ontology annotation, molecular function: serine-type endopeptidase activity. The transcript has 8 exons. Gene Ontology annotation, biological process: proteolysis.
UGAAAAGUCUACGGCAGACUUCGCGAACAAACCAGUUACAUUAUGUACCUCAACGCUAAGGCCAACAACUUCGACUGAAGUUCUCGUGCAUACAGCACGUGAUUUAUUUUGUUUUACUUUUCAUUUUUCGACGUUUUGUUUUUUCAAAAACAAUCAUGUAUUGAGUUGGGUAAAUUUGAGAAAAAAUUUAUACCAAACAUUGCGAGUAUUUCAAAACGCGAAUGAGAUGAAUUUUUCGAGCAUUUAUUAUGUUUUAGUUUAUUUUUCGUAGGGUUUAAAUUUUUUUUAGUAGUUGUUAAGUUUUUUAUUUUUUUGUUUUUUGUUUGUUUUCUCGUUAAUUUAUUUCAUUUUUUUUUUUAUUAUUCGAAUGUGUGUAACGUAAAAAUCAAAAUAUGUUUAAAUCUUUUUUCGUCUAUUUUUGUGUUUGUUUUAUCAUUAAUACGCUUGCCAUUAGUGAGGAAUCGAGUGUUGAGAAGAAAUCCAUCGAUGAUGCUGAAUCGAUUAUUGUGACAGCUGCAAGCCAGUCGCUGGAUCCGAAUUUUGAUAGUAAUAAUGACGACUCGGUGGUAUCAAGAAGGUCCAAGAGACAGUUCCCAGGAGGAUAUGGGACUGAUUCGGCGUGCUUGACUAGCAGAGGAUCACUGGGACGAUGUCUAGCCUUCAAACAGUGCUAUCCGUUCUUCAAGCUGCCGGUAUUGUCUCAAUACGAGAACUGGAUAUUGAGCAUGCAAGACACGUGCGCCUAUGUAGCAUCGUCUGGUCAACAGCAAGUCGGAGUCUGUUGUAACGGUGGCGGAGGAUACUACCACACUAACGAAAUCCCCUACUACCCUCCAGCUGGAGUAUAUCCUAACCCAGAUGCCGAACCAAUCCCCCAGUUCUCACAUAAUCCUUACGUACCUGCCAAUUGGCCCCCUCCUAUACCUACUCAUCCUCCUGAUCACACCAUACCUCCGUUACCAACUCACCCUCCAUCUCCCGGAUACCCUAAUUUGGACCAAACUACCACCAAGAAACCAGCUCCUGCUUGGCCUCCUACAGUACCAGCAUACCCAACGACCACGACGAAGAAACCAUCGCCAGCUUGGCCACCUCAAAUAACCAAUAAACCAACGUGGACUAAACCGACUGUAAGCAAACCGUGGCCUCCUCCUGUGCCAACUCAUCCUACUACUUGGCCAUCUACGACACCUCCCGAUGUGGAAGAUGUGCCUUCGAAUAUGUCGGAGUGUGGUAUCAAAAAUGGGUACCAAGAUCAGGAGAGGAUUGUUGGUGGACAUAACGCCGAACCUGGUGAAUGGCCGUGGAUGGCUGCUAUUUUAACGAGUGGAAGACUGUUUUGUGGUGGAUCUCUUAUCGAUGAUAUACAUAUAUUGACCGCUGCCCAUUGUGUUGCGCAAAUGAAUCCAUGGGAUGUGGCCAGACUACGAGUGAAUCUCGGUGAUUACAAUAUAAAAAGCAAAGGCGAUGUGCAACACGUUGAAAGAAAAGUACGCAAAGUAGUUCGUCAUCGUGGAUUCGAUCCGCGCACUUUGUAUAAUGACAUCGCCUUACUCACACUCGAUUCUCCGGUUCCAUUUUCAAGAAAUAUUAGACCUAUUUGUUUGCCUCAAGGAAGAACUCAGUAUCAUGGACGAAUGGCCACUGUGAUCGGAUGGGGUAGUCUGAAAGAAAUGGGUCCAACUCCUGGUAUCCUACAAGAAGUCAGCAUACCCAUAUGGACGAAUCAAGAAUGUAAAACAAAAUACGCAGGAGCAGCUCCAGGAGGUAUCGUGGAAACAUUCUUAUGCGCUGGUAAAGCCAGUAAGGAUUCGUGCAGUGGUGAUAGUGGAGGUCCGUUGAUGAUAAACGAUGGUAAAUGGCAACAAAUUGGAGUUGUGAGUUGGGGAAUAGGCUGUGGUAAAGGUCAAUAUCCGGGUGUAUACACGAGAAUAACGUCUUUCAUGUCAUGGAUAAAUAAGAAUUUAGAUACGUAAUUUAUUACAUUUUUUUUUAUAUUUUUGUACAUGUAAAUAUACUUAGGUAAUAAAAUAAUAAUAAAUGUUUUAUACAA